This is a messenger RNA of Monosiga brevicollis MX1, 4626 nucleotides long. RefSeq lists its product as uncharacterized. Gene Ontology annotation, biological process: tRNA methylation. Gene Ontology annotation, molecular function: RNA binding; tRNA (guanine) methyltransferase activity. The transcript has 14 exons. The coding region runs from base 1 to 4626 and encodes 1541 amino acids. NCBI's taxonomy places the organism in Eukaryota, Choanoflagellata, Craspedida, Salpingoecidae. The record is from RefSeq and is a predicted model, not a curated record.
AUGGCUGUGGAGCCGGCUGUGAUGCUCAUGGCCGUGCGUGGCAUUGCCAAUAGUGAACAGCGCAUGAGUUUGCUGACUAGCGUGAUCAGCCAGUUGCCCCCACCUCCUGCCCUCGUUGCUGAGGACGUCCAGGUGCUUGCCAAACAGCAAGUGCUGCAGGCGCUUGCCCAUUCAGAGCACGCCGAUAAUGCCAAACUUGCGCUUUUGCAGGCCUGUCGCCCCUUCGAGUGGCUCGCCAGACCCGUGAGCGCGCAUUUGGCCCAGGAACUAGCCGCUUAUCACCAUCUUGCCUGCACCUUGCGCCUCAAUCUCGAGGAUCCAGAAGAAUGCCACCUCGGGGAGCGGCUGCCGCUUGGCACUGUCUGCCUGGGCCUUGAAGUCUUGCAAGAGGACAUGGCUGGUGCAGAGCAGGCCCUCCUUUGGAACCAGCUGCUCCAACUUCUCAAGGCGGUCGGCCACAAAAAGCAGCUCGCGCUUUUGGGCGUUCUGGUGGGUCCAGUGCGCGCGGCCAUGGAGAGCAUCGCGCGGGGACCAGCCGGUACUCAGCAAGCAUGGGACUUUGUGCUUGCGCUUGGCUCGGAGGAGGUCGGCCGAGAUGCUGCUCUUUGUCUGUUGUGUGCGCUUUUGCCCAUUUGGAUUGCAUCGGGCUAUCUGGCAGCUGCAGCCCGCUCCCCCAUCUUCUGGCGUAUCGUCCUCCACGGCUUUGCCAAUCUGCGCAACGCCCUACCCCGCAAACGCGCCAGUCUUAUUCUUCAACUCAUGCAGGCCGCCCUCCCCAAUCUCACUGAAACCUUUUGCGUGGAGGACUUGUUUGAAUGGAACCCCAACCACGCUGAAGCCAUCCAGCGCACCAUCUCCGACCUGAUUCUCAUCUCCGAGUGCUUGGACGACACGCAGAUUCACAUCAUCGCCCCACUCAUGCCCCGGCUUCUGCGCAUGUUUCCUGCCCACGCGGUGCUUUCUGCUGCAAAAGCAAGCUCUGGGAACGACGAGAACGUGCAACAUCGUGAACCACACGGCUGGACUACCAUCUUUCCUUGGGUCAACGCCCUACUUGCGCGCAUGCUUCAGCACGAGAAGGCCAAUGUCCAGACCUUGGGUGUUCGUACCGCGUGCCAGUUGCGCUGUGUUUCUGUGGACGACGUUCGCGCCCUGCUUGCCACCUCCCUCUGCACAGGAAGCCUCGUGCAUGCCAUUGAUUCUCCCAAUGCUUUUCUCAUUCGGCCUGACCACCCUUCGGGCACACUUUGCGAAGCGGCCCACCAGGUCAUGGCUUUUUACGAGGCCUUGCUCUAUACCGCCAGCACCGAUCAGGCACUGACUACGCAGCUUCUCGAUGAAUUCCUGCUGGCCCUGUGUACUAGCGUGUCCUUUGAGGGUAAAACACUGUUGCUCGUGCGCGCGCUGCUUCGCGUGUCACCCUUGCAUCUGGGGCCCCAUCACGUGCAGCUACUCCAGCGAAUCGCGGCCCAGUGCGCCAUUUCUCCCGACCUCACGCUCGCUUCCGCCCUCUAUAAUGAGCUGAUUCGUGCGGCUGUGCAUCACAUUACUCCGACAUCAGUCACCCAGCGAGGCGUGGACGUGGCACAAGUGGCUGCGCUCUUUGCCCUUUGCCCGACGGGCGAUGGCCUCUUGGUGGGCCCGGAGCACGAACAGUGGCAGCUGAUUCAGGAGCAUCUUUCCGGGCUCUUGGGCGCGCACCUGGAUGGGCCCACCGCUACAAUUCAGCGUCUAUACGAGGAUUUGUGCCAGGCAGAAAUUGUUUCCGAUGCGGAGGCGGAGGCCACAUUGGCGACGCUAUUGGUGGCCGUUGUCCCUUGGACGGCUGCACCCGACCAUGCGUUGCUGGCCACCAUCACCGAGGACAUGCUCGGUCUCUGCACGCGAGCGUACAUGGGCGAGCAACAGAAGCUUCAUCUUGUGGCCCUGCUGGCCAAGCUUGCUGAACGAUGCACCGCUCGCCGCAACUUCAUAUCUUUGGUUCAUGGCGUGCCACCUGCUCCCACCGCCUGGCCCACUUGGCUUGCACAGCUUGUUGUCAGCGCACAGGAACCCGUGACACAGUUUAUAGUCACUGAAUGUCGUGGCUCACCAAAGACUCUUUGGGCGCAAACCAGCCGAUUGCGCUUCUUACUGCAGAAUGCCAGCGUGGUGUUGUCAACCGAGAUGCGAGAGCUGGCGCACCGACAUCUUGGCACGAGCCCGGGAAGUGUUGCCGCCAUUGCUGCUGUGGCUGGUGCAGAGCUUGUCAAGGCUCUACUCGAGGAUUCGAGCCCCGAGGGCCGUGCCCUUGGCUUGGCACUCCAGGGUGCCUUGCCCUUAGGCAGCGAGCCUCGCUUGAGCCUGCUCCGCGCCAUGGAAGUUCAAGUUCCUCGCUUUGCCACCUCCGAGUCAAGUUCGAUGGAGGCCGUGGGUAAUUUUGUGGAAACUUUUCGCUGGAAGGUGAUUGCCAGUUGCAUUCAGGCCUUGCGCCGUGGUGCCGUGGCGCUUAAUGCCAGCGAGACGCGGGCCGUCCUCGAAUUCACCUGUAUUGCGUUGGAUGGCCUAUCGCAAAAGGAAGCCUACACUGCUUUGGCCUGUUUGCCAGAUCUAGCUGAGGUCGUAGAUUUGACCGCGCUGUCGGGCAACGAGUUUGCCGCUUUGGCUGAUCGUUUGCUCACUUACGCUCGAACCGGCCGCUCUCGCGAUCGCACCGCCCAGUCAACCCACUUGGUGUUAUCAGUCAAGGCCUUGCGCGCUUACGUCGACAAUACUGCCUACUGCCAAGCCAUUGAACACAACCUUCGCGAGCUGAUUGCCUCCGUAUCAACAGUGGGCUUUUCUGCCCGCCGUGGCCUCUUGGUGCCCCUUGCAGCCGUACUGGCGCGUCAUCUGCCCGACCUGGCGGAGGCCCCCACGGGAUUGACCACGAGCAUUGGCCUGCUGGCGUCCUUUGGAAACUACACCAAUGCCUGGCUUCGGGCAUCGGAUGCAUUUGAUGCCCACGUGCUGGCCACGCAUCGCGUUUCGAUUCCCCACCCCCCUGGUCUGGCCAACAUUCUGGACGACCGCUUUGUGCGUACUUAUAUCCUGCGUUACCUUCUUGGGUUUGAUUUAAACAAUUCUGCGCACUGGACCAUGGCUACCCGUACCAUCGAGGCUACCUUGGCUUUGUACAAGGCCUCGGACGCAGACGAAACCUCAAACCAUGUGGGCACGAUUGCACACCGGGCCAAAAUGCGUUGCAGUCAAGUGUUGCUUCUUCUGCUCGUGUUCCUGCUGCGCGCGGGUCAAGCCGACCGGCCAAUUGUCGACACCCUAGUGAAGUGGGGCCAAGAGCAAAUGGCAUCGGAAAAGCGCGUCUCGCUCCGCUUCAUGGCCAUUUGGAUGCUGGUGCUCAAGGCCAGGGACGAAUCGCGCUUGGCUCUGGCAGCCUCGUCAACAACGUCGAAUGCAGGGUUGACCAUGGAGCGCGUGCCCGUCCUUGGGUGGAUGUUGCAGCAAGCCGAGCGCGUAGAUACCCGCCCAUCCUUUGUCUGUGGUAUCAUGGAGUUUUUGGCCCUGUAUACCCGCCAAGUGGAUGUUCUGGCUCCCAUGGCAAGCGUGGCAUUGAUUCAGCAAGUGGAGGCCUACGUCCUGCCUCACGUGGUCAAUUCGAACAUGACUGUCCGAUUGUAUGCUGCAAGCACCUUUAGCUUGCUGCAGCGCCGCGUGGCGGCAGCUGGCUUGAGCGAGCCUGCCUCGCUGCCGGGUCGAAUUCUGCACUACAUUCAAAACAACGCCGAUGCCGUGCGUCACUCUGGUUUUCUGCAGUCUACCUUUCUCUUUGGCCGCUUUGAUGCGCAUCGCGAGCUGAACCUCAAGUUUUUGUUUGAGGCCUGCAUUCCACUCUUUGAGCUGCCAGCCUCUGAGGUGGUGCUGUUCCCUGCUUUUACUCAGCCCCCACAGUGGCUCGCCGAACAGUGGGAGCUUACUAUGGCAGACCUCAAUUUGCCUACUUCGGGUGAUGUUGCGACCGAUUCGGAGGGUGAGGCCCUGCAUGAGGUGGCAGCGCAGCUGGAAACAGAUGUACAGAAAAAAAUUGUGACAGCAGAUACAGUGGCCGAGGCAGCCAAACUAGCCUUUGGUGAAACGACGGGCCAGCUAAUGCGAAUCCACGACCGAAAACGCUUCCCCUUGAUCGUGGCGGCGAGCUUCGUCAACAUUCCGUACAACUUAGGUGGACUGACGCGAACAUGCGAGAUUUUCAAUGCCGAUCGCCUCGUUAUGCCAGAUAAUCGGGUGCUGCAGUCCAAGGAAUACAAAGGCGUGAGUGUGAGCAGUGAGCGAUGGAUGCACUUUGACAUCGUCAAGCCCGAGGACGAGUUGGUCGAGUAUCUUGUCCGCAAGCGUCGCGAGGGCUACACCAUUGUGGGUCUUGAACAGACGGCCGAAUCAGUGCCUCUUCAAGAGUACACCUUCCCAGAGCGGACAGUGUUGGUGCUCGGCGAGGAGCGGCGGGGUAUUUCACCCAAAGUUUUAGCGGUCAUUGAUCGUUGUGUAGAAAUACCUCAGUUUGGGGUCACCCGAUCUCUCAACGUUCAUGUGAGCGCGGCAAUUGCGAUUUAUGCCUACGUCCGCUGCCGGCUGCAGCCUGCGGCUCUCUAG